AUGAAGGUCUUCUCCUUGGCCCUGCUCACCCUGCUGCUGGUGGCUCUCUGGACUGGAAGCCAGGGCGUCUCCUUCCGCAGCCACUACGGCGUGUGCUGCUACAAGGAGAUGUUCGUCCGGCAGAAAAUCCCUGCCUUCCUCAUCAGGAGCUACCAGAAGACGCCUUCCCACUGCUCCCGCAAGGCAGUGCUCGUGGAGCUGCUGAAGGGGAAGAAGUUCUGCGUGGACCCGGAGGAGGGCUGGUUCCAGCAGUACCAGCGGCAGAAGGAGUCGACCAGCACCUCCACGUGA
This is a messenger RNA of Gymnogyps californianus (California condor), 291 nucleotides long. Its product is annotated as regakine-1-like. Gene Ontology annotation, cellular component: extracellular region. The transcript has 3 exons. Gene Ontology annotation, molecular function: CCR chemokine receptor binding; chemokine activity. The record is from RefSeq and is a predicted model, not a curated record. The coding region runs from base 1 to 291 and encodes 96 amino acids. Gene Ontology annotation, biological process: immune response; lymphocyte chemotaxis; positive regulation of GTPase activity. Lineage: Eukaryota; Metazoa; Chordata; Aves; Accipitriformes; Cathartidae.